Messenger RNA from Diplodia corticola, 1317 nucleotides. RefSeq names its product tpr domain-containing protein. The transcript is spliced from 2 exons. NCBI's taxonomy places the organism in Eukaryota, Fungi, Ascomycota, Dothideomycetes, Botryosphaeriales, Botryosphaeriaceae. The record is from RefSeq and is a predicted model, not a curated record. The coding region runs from base 1 to 1317 and encodes 438 amino acids. Gene Ontology annotation, molecular function: misfolded protein binding. Gene Ontology annotation, cellular component: i-AAA complex. Gene Ontology annotation, biological process: protein quality control for misfolded or incompletely synthesized proteins.
AUGCUCUCGCGGGCAGCUUGUAGAACAGCACUGAGGAGUGCCCGGCGCCUCCCAGCUGCCAAACCUCCAGCGACCGCGAACGCCCGCACCUUCACGACAAAGACUCCGACGCGCCCACGCCUGCCUCCACCGUCGUCGUCGUCACGCCUUGGCCGUCGCAAUGGAUCGACCAUCGAAGGCGCGAAGAUUCUCUUCCGAAGACAUCCCAUCUCGAUGACUGUUGUCUCAGCAAUCAUUGUGUUUGGCUUCGGUGUGCUCAUGUACGCACCAUAUGUCUACCAUUACUACAUCGUCGGCGCAUUCCACAACUUCCCCGAGCCCGUCGCAAAGAAGCUCCGUCGCGCCCUAUACUUCAGCCAAGAGAGGUCUCUAGAUCCGAAGCUAGCAAUCAAAUACUAUCGCGAAGCUUUGGCCGCCGCGGAUGAGGAGGGCAUGGACCCGUUCAGCAACGAGGUGCUCGGCAUCAAGUUCCAGCUUGCUUCACUCUUCGAGCAGCUGCAGAACUACCAGCGAGCCAUUGAUAUCCUGGAGAUUGUGAGGAGGGAUUGUCUGAGAUGGGUCGACGAAUUUGGCGACAAACACUGGAACGACGGCAAGAGGACAAGAGUGCUCGGCAAGACGAUUGGCAUUAGCGUUAAGCUCGGUGAUCUGUACUCCAAUCAGUACAUUAAAGACACUGAAAAGGCGGGAGAAAAGCUUAUCUGGGCCGUCGAGACUGUUCUCAGAGAAAAGAUCAGGCGUGAAAAAGAGGGCGUAAAGGAGGGCGAGGGUGACUGGAUUACCGACGAAGAGAUGGGCGCGUCGAUGGAAGCGCUUGCACACCACUAUGAAGCGAUGGACCAGCACUAUCUUGCCACCCCUUUGUUCCUUCAAGCACUUACUGUCGCUAAUCCUAAGUCGUGCCACGCGGCCACGCUUAUGAACAACCUCGCCAUAUCAAUUAUACAGCAGCGCCCGCCUCCUGGAUUUGGUGCGUCUGCCAACAAAAUUUCCCCUCCCACUACGCCUUCGAACCCUUCUACCCCGGCACCGCUUCACACUCUACCACCUGUAACCGAACAAGCUCGUCAAUGGGCUACUAAGGCCGUCAAUCUUGCGUCUACUAUUGCGCCCCCGGAGCGCGAUGAAGAGUGUGAUAUGGCAUGUGCCGUUGCCACUCACAAUCUUGGAGAGUUUGCAGAGAUGGAAGGCAGGAUCUCAGAGGCUAGGAGGAGAUAUACCGAAGCGUCUAGCUUGGCGAAAGCCAUCGGGUUUGAGGAAGGUCAUCAGAACUCAGAGGAGGGCAUCAGGAGACUCGGCGGAAAAGAAGAAAAGUAG